Messenger RNA from Trichosurus vulpecula (common brushtail), 4158 nucleotides. RefSeq names its product dispatched RND transporter family member 3 (gene DISP3). The transcript has 20 exons. The record is from RefSeq and is a predicted model, not a curated record. Gene Ontology annotation, cellular component: membrane. The coding region runs from base 1 to 4158 and encodes 1385 amino acids. NCBI's taxonomy places the organism in Eukaryota, Metazoa, Chordata, Mammalia, Diprotodontia, Phalangeridae.
AUGGAUAUGGAGGAUGACCCACUGCUGCAGGAGGCUUGGCUAGAUGAGGAAGAAGAAGAGGGAGCAGAAGGAGAGACCCCUGUGGGAUCCCAGAAGCAAGAGUCAGGCCCUGGGUUGAGGAGGCAGUGUUGCUGGAACUCCAGGGUGCCACACACCUUACCACCAGCCUCUGGAUUCUGGAACACCUUGGGUUGGGCCUUCACCAACCCAUAUUGUGCGGGGCUUGUCCUCUUCCUUGGCUGCGCCAUCCCAACAGCACUAGCAGCCCUCAUGUUCCUGCAUUACCCAGCCCUGGACAUUGACAUCUCAUACAACGCCUUCGAGAUCCGCAACCACGAGGCAUCCCAACGCUUUGAUGCCCUGGCCCUGGCCCUCAAGUCUCAGUUCGGUUCCUGGGGACGCAAUCGGCGUGACUUGGCCGACUUCACUUCUGAGACCCUGCAGCGACUCAUCUCAGAGCAGCUACAGCAACUACACCUUGGAAAUAACUCCCGGCCUGCUGCCCGCCUCCGGAGGUCUAUCCCUAUGUCCCAUCCUACUGGACGCCAAGUAUGGCAAGAGAGCCUAGUGGCCAGUCGGAACACACAUACCCAGAAGGAAGCUGCCACCAAUCAGAGCAGAUGCCACCAGUGUGACACGGCAGGUUCCAUGAGAUUUGGGCCUGAUCAAAGUCAGCAUCCUGAUUCUCCACCCCUUGGGGUGUCCCUGCCCAAUCAGAGUGGGAGACUCCGGAGGGGCACCUCUCACUGGGAUUACUCUCGGGCGUAUGUGAGUGCCAAUACCCAGACCCAUGCUCACUGGCGCAUUGAGCUCAUCUUCCUGGCCCGGGGUGAUACAGAGAGGAACAUCUUUACCACAGAGCGUCUGGUCACCAUCCAUGAGAUUGAAAGGAAGAUCAUGGACCAUCCGGGCUUCCGGGAGUUCUGCUGGAAGCCUCAUGAGGUCCUCAAGGAUCUGCCUCUGGGCUCCUACUCUUACUGUUCCCCACCCAGCUCUCUGAUGACCUACUUUUUCCCCACAGAGAGGGGGGGCAAGAUCUACUAUGAUGGGAUGGGCCAAGACCUAGCUGACAUUCGGGGUUCCCUCGAGCUGGCCAUGACUCACCCAGAAUUCUACUGGUAUGUGGAUGAGGGUCUUUCAGCUGAGAACCUAAAGAGUUCCCUCCUCCGAAGUGAGAUCCUGUUUGGAGCCCCUCUCCCCAAUUACUAUUCUGUGGAAGAUCGCUGGGAGGAACAGAGGACCAAAUUUCAGAGCUUUGUGGUCACCUAUGUAGCUAUGUUGGCCAAGCAGUCUACGAGUAAAGUCCAAGUCCUGUAUGGGGGAACAGAUCUCUUUGACUAUGAGGUACGGAGGACCUUCAACAAUGACAUGCUCCUGGCCUUCAUCAGCAGCAGCUGCAUUGCUGCCCUGGUCUACAUCCUCACCUCCUGCUCAGUGUUCCUGUCUUUCUUUGGGAUUGCCAGCAUUGGCCUGAGUUGCCUGGUUGCCUUGUUCCUCUACCAUGUUGUUUUUGGAAUCCAAUACCUGGGCAUCCUCAAUGGGGUGGCUGCCUUUGUCAUUGUGGGCAUUGGUGUGGAUGAUGUCUUUGUCUUCAUCAACACCUACCGCCAGGCCACCCACCUGGAGAAUCCACAGCUGCGCAUGAUCCACACCAUCCAGACGGCGGGCAAAGCCACUUUCUUCACUUCCCUGACCACUGCUGCUGCCUAUGCAGCCAACAUCUUCUCCCAGAUCCCAGCUGUUCAUGACUUUGGCUUGUUCAUGUCUCUUAUUGUGUCCUGCUGUUGGCUGGCAGUGCUAUUCACCAUGCCUGCUGCCCUGGGAAUCUGGAACCUCUACGUGGCUCCACUGGAGAGCUCCUGCCAGACGAGCUGCCACCAGAAAUGUGUCCGGAAGAGCUCACUCCAUCUCUCCAAUGGCCUGUUCAUCAGUCCGGAGCCAGCAGGGGCUGGCUCAGCCCAGGGUCCUAUGCCCUAUCUGGAUGAUGAUAUCCCCCUGUUGAAUGUGGAGGAGGAGCCAGUCACCCUGGAGAUGGGGGAUGUCCCCCUCGUGUCUGUGCUCCCUGAGAACCUGCAGCUUCCUCUGGAGAAGAGCAGCCGAGGCCAGCUCAUCACUCAGCUGCAAGAACUUCUCCACCACUGGGUAUUGUGGUCAGCCGUGAAGAGCCGCUGGGUCAUUGUGGGGCUCUUUGUCACUGUCCUCAUCCUGUCCCUAUAUUUUGCUAGCCGGCUCCGCCCGGCUAGCCGAGCACCACUCCUUUUCCGACCGGACACCAAUAUCCAGGUGCUGCUGGACCUCAAGUACAACCUGAGUGCUGAAGGCAUCUCAUGUGUCACCUGUUCAGGUCUGUUUCAGGAAAAGCCCCACAGUCUUCAGAAUAACAUCCGAACAUCUCUGGAGAAGAAGAAAAGGGGUUCUGGACCUGCCUGGGGUAGCCGGAGUGAAGCCACCCAACAGGAACCCCAGGGCACUGUUUAUAUCUCCAAGGCCAAGAGCAAGGGCAGACCAGCCAUCUACAGGUUCUCUCUCAAUGCCAGCCUCCCUGCGCCAUGGCAGACUGUGUCCCCUGGGGAUGGGGAGGUGCCCUCCUUCCAGGUGUAUAGAGUGCCUUACGGUAACUUCACCAAGAAGCUGACCGCUUGUAUGUCUACAGUAGGGCUGCUCCAGCAGACGAGCCUCCGGAAAUGGAUGAUGACGUCUCUGGCCUGUGAUGCUAAGAGAGGCUGGAAGUUUGACUUCAGCUUUUAUGUGGCGGCCAAGGAACAGCAGCGAACCCGGAAGUUAUAUUUUGCCCAGUCCCAUAAGCCACCCUUUCAUGGGCGUGUAUGUGUGGCACCUCCAGGCUGCCUUCUCAGCUCCAGCCCAGAUGGACCCAACAAAGGCUUCCUCUACGUGCCCAGUGAGAAAGCCCCUAAGACUCGGUUGUCUGCAACCUCAGGCUUCAACCCGUGUGUGAACACCGGCUGUGGGAAGCCUGCUGUACGCCCACUGGUGGACACAGGUGCAAUGGUCUUCGUGGUAUUUGGCAUCCUUGGUGUCAACCGUACCCGGCACUCUGACAACCACGUCAUUGGAGACAUGGGCAGCGUUAUCUACGAUGACAGCUUUGACCUCUUCAAAGAGAUUGGGCAUCUCUGCCGGCUGUGCAAAGCCAUUGCAGACAACUCUGAGCUGGUGAAGCCAGGUGGGGCCCAGUGCCUCCCUUCAGGUUAUAGCAUCUCCUCCUUUCUACAGAUGUUACACCCAGAGUGCAAGAAUCUGCCUGAGCCCAACCUACUCCCUGGGCAGCUGUCCCAUGGGGCCGUGGGUGUCCGAGAGGGCAAAGUGCAGUGGAUCUCCAUGGCCUUCGAGUCGACUACCUACAAAGGCAAGUCAUCCUUCCAGACAUACUCUGACUACCUCAAGUGGGAGACUUUCCUCCAGCAGCAGCUACAGCUGUCCCCAGAGGGCUCAGCCCUUCGCCGAGGCUUCCAGACCUGUGAACAUUGGAAACAAGUCUUCAUGGAAAUCAUAGGUGUGCAGAGUGCUCUAUAUGGCCUAGUCCUUUCACUGAUAAUCUGUGUUGCUGCUGUGGCCGUGUUUACCACCCACAUCCUGCUCCUGCUGCCUGUGCUGCUAAGCAUCCUAGGCAUUGUGUGCUUGGUGGUCACCAUCAUGUACUGGUCUGGCUGGGAGAUGGGUGCUGUGGAGGCCAUAUCUCUGUCCAUCCUUGUGGGCUCCUCUGUGGAUUACUGUGUCCAUCUGGUGGAAGGGUACCUACUGGCUGGGGAGAGCCUCCCCCUCCACCCAGCUGAGGACCCAAGUGCCCAGCGCCAGUGGAGGACCCUAGAGGCUGUCCGGCACGUAGGUGUGGCCAUUGUCUCAAGUGCUGUCACCACAGUCAUAGCAACGGUGCCCUUGUUCUUCUGUAUUAUUGCUCCCUUUGCUAAAUUUGGGAAGAUCGUCGCACUCAACACGGGGGUCUCCAUUCUCUACACUCUCACCGUCAGCACAGCCCUGCUGGGUAUCAUGGCACCCAGCUCCUUCACCCGAAGCAGGACUUCCUUCCUUAAAGCCCUUGGGGCUGUACUCUUGACUGGUAGUCUGGGCUUGGGUAUCUGUCUUCUGCUUCUAAGAAAUGGAUACAAAAUCCCCCUACCCAGUGGGACCAACCUCUAG